AUGUGGGUAUACAUCGUUGUUACAUGUUGUUUUACAAUUUUUAUAGCUGCGAAAGUUCAGUACGAUGAAAAUUUUGUAAGUAAAUGAUAGUACUAGUAACUUUUUUUAAAUUUUUUGUUUAAAAAUAAUUUUAAUUUAAGAAUAAUUUUGUCAUAAUUACAUUUUUGUUGUAGAUGAAAGAAAUGUCAUCUAGGUCGGACAAUGAAAUAGAAUAUGGCUUUGACAACAUGCAACCCGCAAAGUAAGUUAAAUUUAUAAAAACAGACGAUGGGGUUAGGCCUAAAGUAAAAUAAAUAAAGUCUAAUGUUUUGUUGUUAUGAUAGUUACUGUGAUUUAAAAUUGUAUCAAUUUUAGACCAUAUGAUCAACGGCUAGAACUCAACGUUAGCAAAAUCCUUGAUUCAUUAAUUGCCAGCCACGAUAGGCGGAUCCGACCAAACUACGGUGGUAUGUUUUAUCGUUUCUCAGUGUUUUAAUGACUGUAAACAAAACUUCAUAACGUUUUGUUUAAUAAAAACUUCAUAACAUGUUUUGCAAAUCCAAGAGUGCUUUGUUUUAACAUGUUACCACUUUAGAAGCUUAUAUCAGUUAAGUAAUUGCUUACGUGCUUGCAAGUAUCUUUUACAACUUUUUGCAUAAAUAAGGGGGUAUAAACUAUUGUCACACCUUUUUAAGAAUUUUUUUUCAACACUGACACAAAUUUCCGCUUUCUUCAAAAAUUUUUGUGACAAACUGCGAUUUCCGUUCACAGUCUUGUACUUAAAAUUUCAAACAUUCAGCGCGAAAAGAAUGUUUCCAAGCCUACAUAGUUAAUUAUAUUGACGUUAAGGACACUAAGUGAUGGGAAAGUAAGAAGAAUGCCCCAGGGCAUUGUUUCGUUUUCCACAAAGAAGCAAAAAAUUGCUUUUCGAACAAAAGGUGACAAUUUGAUUGUGACGUUGUCUGUUUUGCGAUGUUCAAGAAGGCAUUUUGUGGUUACUUAAUUUGACUAGUAUUUGUUUACAGGUAACGAAAAAAUGGGGAAUUAAUUAGAUAGUUAUAGUAACCUUAGGGUAAAAUUUUUUGUACAAGCGACUUUUGAUUAUCUACCUUCUAUAAAUAUAAAACGAAACUCUGAUGUUUUGUUACUUCUUCAUUAAAACUGUUCGUUACUAAGCCUACGACUAAGCCUGAAACUACUCGAACUUUGUUGUUUUUCAGUUUUAUUACUUAACUUACUAAACUCAGGAGCUAAAGCUUGAAAAUUUUCAAAAUAUAUUAAAAUUUUUAACCUUUCUUUAAGAACUCAAUGAAUUAAAAAUUCUUUUCAAACUUAAAUUGUUAAGUUUUGCCUUUUUUACGCUUGCAUAAUUUCGAACGUUUUAGUCGAAGAACUAAAACAAAAGGGAUGUAAACAUUCGAAUACACUUAAAGAUUAACAUAACUUUGUGUAUAAACAAUUCAUUCUAAAAAUGUUUUACAUUUUUUGUCUAUGCACUGGCUUAGGGUAAACAAAUAGACGAUUGGUGGUAAAGAUAGACGAAAAAAAGCAUGACAAUUGACUUUCGUAUUUGGCAACAUAUAAAUAAUGGAGUAAAGUAAAAACCUUCAUAAUUGAUUAAUGCUAAUGUGGCAUAGAUAGAAACAUGUCAAAACAUACAAAAUCAGUGAUAAAAUAACAGAAAGUUUAAAUAAAAUGUAAAACUUCAAGAAUCCAUUGCAGGAGCUCCAACAGAAGUGAAUGUUACAGCACAUAUCAUUACCAUUAGUGCCAUUUCAGAGGUUACUAUGGUAAGUGUGAGUUUGUACGGGCGUAUAAAUGUCAUUAUUACAAUCAGGGCCGGGCGGGGACUUUUGGUCCGGGGGCGGGGGUCCAAAAAAUCGGCACAGGAGCUACCUGUGCCGAUUUUUUGCGAAAUUUUUUUUUCCGAAAAUCCACAGGAGGGGGCCACGUUCAAUUUUUUUUUAAAAAUUUUUUUUCUGGGGGUACACCCUCCGUCCCCUCCCCCCCCUCGCGCCCGGCCCUGAUUACAAUUAUAUACUUUUACUGUAGUUUACAGCAAAAGUUUUUACAAUUAGUUUACAUUUUUAUUUGGAAAGUGUAAAAUUUUUAAAAAAUAAUGUUAUUUUUUUGAAAAUCGUUAUUUGUUAAUACUAGAAUACGAUCAAAACACCCAAUAAUAUAAUGUCUAGCUCUAUAUAACCUUAGGAUUACACGAUUGACCUAUACCUACGACAAUUUUGGCGAGAUACUCGUCUCGCAUUCACUUCAGUUCGAGAAGACGAAACAACCAAAUUGACAGUAGGUAUUGACAUGGUAAAAAGCAUAUGGACACCAGAUACGUUUUUUCCGAAUGAAAAGAAAUCAUUCUUUCAUGAUACCACUUCUCACAAUUCGUUUUUGCGAAUCGACAACAGGGGGAACGUGAUGCGAAGUAUACGACUUACAGUCACUGCCAAUUGUCCUAUGAAUCUGCAUACGGUAAGGGGGGAUUUUUGUGAAGAUGCGGGAGUAUAAUAUUAGUCGCCGACACAAAGAACCCUCCAAUUUUUACAGGAAAUUACACUAAAAGUAUGGCGGGUUCUUUAUGUCGGCACCUAAUAUAUCGUAAAUUAAGUAUUAUUUUUUAAUCAUUUUAGGUCUAUGUUUAUAAAAUUUUAUUUUUCUGAUGUCAUAUACUUUUAGUUUCCACUGGACGAGCAGCUCUGUGCCCUUGAAAUAGAGGUAAGUUGUCUGGUGUAAUCGUUACCGUAUACAGUAAACAAUACUGCCAAAUAUUUUUAUAUGUUUAUAUUAGAUCUCCCAAGGGUUAUAUUAGACCAACUUUGUAUUAUUAAACUUCUAGAGCUACGGCUACAGCACAGCGGACAUAGUGUACCAUUGGCACCAUUCAAAGCCAGUGAUAAUUGACGAAAACGUUCAUUUAGCUCAUUUUACCAUUGAAGAUCACUUCCAUGUGGAACGUAUGAUAUCAUUAAGUACCGGGAACUACUCUCGUCUUACUACGUAUUUCAAAUUUAAACGCAAUAUUGGAUUUUAUUUGAUUCAGGUUUAUCUUCCGUCCUCUUUAAUUGGUAAGGGUUUAAACUUGUUAUUGUGAACUAUUGUUAAGAAGGCCGCUUGAAGAAUGUCGUAUUUUACCUUAGAAAAGGAUUUCAUAUUCUGAAACAAAAAGGGACACCGUAUUUUACAAUAUGUUAAAUUUUACAUAAAUAUAAGCAUAUUAGACCUUAAAAACCAUAUUUUCAGUUGUAAUAUCAUGGGUAUCGUUUUGGCUCAACAGAGAAGCUACACAAGCUCGUGUAGCUAUCGGUGUCACCACGGUGUUGACACAAACAACAUUGAUGACUUCGACUAAUGCCUCAUUGCCAAAAGUGUCAUAUGUCAAAAGUUUGGACAUAUUUUUGGGCGUUUGUUUCUUCAUUGGUAAGUAGUUUUGAAUGCUUUUUUAUAUGAAUAACUGUUUACUUUAGGCUUAUCAAUAGGCUUAGAAUAGAUAUAAUAGCUUUUAUAUACGUAUAUGUAUCAUAAGUGCAUCUUAAACACCUUUUAAAUACACUAUUGACGUCAAGACCAUGUUAUCCAUGUUGAAAACCGUGUUAUCCUUGUUGAUUUCAGUGUUCGCGAGUCUUCUCGAGUACGCCGCUGUUGGGUAUUUAAUGAAACGACAGAGGUCAAGUGUUUGUCGUCGUGGGAACUCGCAACUCGUUUACUACUACGAGUUUGAAGACCAGAGUCAAGUGCGUCUGGGCUCGACACGCGAGAAGCGGCGUGGGACCAGCUUCAGGCGGACGCAUAGUCCGGUAGGUUGGUUUAAAACAAAUUUAUACUCUAUUUUCAUUUAAAAACACGUUUUUAUGAAAAAAUUCUUAUCGUUCUGUAAGAUGAUGGAGGAAAAAUUUAAAAAAAUUGUUUGACUUUAUACCUAAACAUACGUCAAUUUUCCUAAUAAGACCACAAAAAUAUCUUAAUUGACCUUUUUAGCAAAUUCACAACGGUGUGGUAGAACAAGCGAUGCCUCUUAUCAACCUAUCUCCAACUCGAACUCACCCUCCAGUUGGUACUCGAAUGUCAAUGACAGAGACCAUCGAACCCGUGACCAAAUUCAUCGUCCGGCCAUCACAAGUCGACCUGGUCUCCAGAGUCGCGUUUCCACUGUUUUUUGUUUUAUUUCACAUAGGGUAUUGGCUGGUUUAUGCCAAUGUUUAA
Bursaphelenchus okinawaensis is the source of this 4188-nucleotide messenger RNA. The record is from the annotation of a GenBank genome assembly. Lineage: Eukaryota; Metazoa; Nematoda; Chromadorea; Rhabditida; Aphelenchoididae.